CAAAAUGGAGUAUUUUUUAAAGAGUAAAUAAUAAAUUUUUAAUUUGAGACAUAAAAUAAUAAGUACUUUGUCAAGGAUAAAAUAUAUGUUAAGUCUUAAAAAUUUAGUUUUUAUUGAAGACAGACUCCGAAAUUAUCUGGGCCUAUGGUUAAACACACAAGAGGUGAGGAGACAUUAAAAAUGAUCAUAAUUAUCAUGAUGACAUUAUUAAACCAAGCAUAUUUCAAAAUACUGGUCUAUUUGUUUAUCAUGAUAGAAAACCUGCCUAGUUUUUGGUAAUAAUAUUAACUAAUUAUAGGUUGUCUUAGUUUAGAAAUUUAUUUUGGGGAAAAGUAAUAGACGUAGAAUAAGGAAUCGAAUCUGUUGUCGAAGAGAGAAGGUAGAAGGUGUUUCCAGAGAGUUCGUUUGUGGGUUGAAAUAGGUAGACUAGAUUGUUAGAUCAGAGUGCAUGAACAAGGAGUGAAGAAGGAGAUAGGAAUGUCAUACUUGUUACCACAUUUGCACUCUGGUUGGGCCGUUGAUCAGUGUAUUCUCUCAGAAGAAGAACGAGUUGUCGUCAUUCGCUUCGGCCACGAUUGGGAUGACACCUGCAUUCAGAUGGAUGAAGUGUUGGCAUCGGUUGCUGAAAAGAUUAAAAAUUUCGCUGUGAUUUAUGUUGUGGAUAUCAGCGAGGUGCCUGAUUUCAACACCAUGUACGAGUUGUAUGAUCCAUGCACUGUUAUGUUCUUUUUUAGGAACAAACAUAUCAUGAUAGACCUUGGAACCGGAAACAACAAUAAAAUCAACUGGGCUCUCAAAGACAAGCAAGAGUUCAUAGAUAUUGUCGAAACAGUCUACCGUGGAGCAAGGAAGGGACGCGGUCUUGUCAUUUCUCCUAAAGAUUACUCUACCAAGUAUCGCUACUGAGUUACAUUUAUGUCCCAUAUUCACGUUAAUGUUCAUUGCUUUGUAAUUCAUUUUUCAGCUUUUUAGAUACUCAAUGUUAAAGGACUAUCUUUGAUAUAUACUUUAGCAUUUUGUAUGAAAGAUCGACUCAAUAUUUCUUAGAUAUUU
Vigna umbellata (rice bean) is the source of this 1053-nucleotide messenger RNA. Its product is annotated as thioredoxin-like protein YLS8. Gene Ontology annotation, biological process: mRNA splicing, via spliceosome. Lineage: Eukaryota; Viridiplantae; Streptophyta; Magnoliopsida; Fabales; Fabaceae. Gene Ontology annotation, cellular component: U4/U6 x U5 tri-snRNP complex; spliceosomal complex; U5 snRNP. The record is from RefSeq and is a predicted model, not a curated record.